AUGGUAAAGAUGGCAGGAAAUACUGCAGCUAAAACUUUGGUUAUAGGGCUUGCAGGUUUAUACGCAGUUAAGGUUAUUGCAGACCAACAACCACCGAAAACUAAUGUUGCACAUGUCCAAGAAAGAAUCACACAUGCUCCAGGAGCAGGCUUAAACGUUGGUCAGCAUCCCCUACAAGAGGUACAUGACACGAGUGACCAAUCAUUAUCCAAUUUGAAAAAGUACAUUCAAUUAUCUGGUGACGAGGCGUCACAGCGGGCUAUGUCGAUCUACGACGAGGCAUACAGCAAAGUCUUGGAUGCGAAGAAAAAGCUAGAUGACGCUUCCAGUUCGGGCUCAAACAAGUUUUGGGCAGAUGGAACAAACGAGGAAAUAUUGAAGAAGAAUUAUGAUGAGGCUUCAAAGAGACUAGCGGACUUGAAGAAAUACUUGAAUGAUUAUGUUGAUUCUGCAAACUCGGGCAUUUCCGAAAACAUCAAAAAGGGAGCAAAUGUUGCACAAGGAUAUGCGUCAGAUGCCUACAGCAAACUCGUCGGCAGUAAAGAAUCUGCAGAAGAUGUUUACAAGGGCAAUGCCGAAUAUUUCUCUGAGAAGGCUAGAGAAGCUAAGAAAGAGUGGGAUGACACUAAAUCAAGCUGGUUCAAAUGGAGAAAGGCACAAUCCAAGGAAGUUCAAGACCGUGCUGAAGCCAAGUAUAACUUCUUUAAGCAAAGAAGUGACUCCGCAAUUUCGCAAUUAACUAAAUAUUUAGAGGAAAGUGGUCAAGAUGCCAAGAAAAUUGUGGAUGAUUUCAACAAGGAGCUUCAACGUAAGGCUUCUCAAGCUGCUGAUAAAGCAUCUCAAGUCAAGGAAGAUGCAAUUUCCAAGGGAUACGAUUUGAAGGAUGCAGCUGGAAAACACGUUGAGAACGCUAAGGACUCGGUUAAGGAGAAUGCAGACACUGCCAAGUUGUAUGCCGAAGGUUACAAGGACAGAGCAGUCCAGGCUGGAUAUGAUGCAAAAGAGGCAGCUGGAAAACACGUUGAGAACGCUAAGGACUCGGUUAAGGAGAAUGCAGACACUGCCAAGUUGUAUGCCGAAGGUUACAAGGACAGAGCAGUCCAGGCUGGAUAUGAUGCAAAAGAGGCAGCUGGAAAACACGUUGAGAACGCUAAGGACUCGGUUAAGGAGAAUGCAGACACUGCCAAGUUGUAUGCCGAAGGUUACAGGGACAGAGCAGUUCAAGCAGGAUAUGAUGCAAAAGAGGCUAUUGACGAACAAGGAGAAUACAUGAAAAAGAAACUUUAUAAUGCAAAAGAUGCAGUAGCAGAUACCGCAUCGGACGUAAAAGAUAUUGUUGAUGAAAAUGGAAAAUAUAUCAAGAACAAGGCUUAUGAUGCGAAGGAUGCCGCUGCUGAGGGCGCCUCCAACGCUAAAGAAUAUGUUGGCGAAAAUGUUGAGUAUCUGCGGGAUCAAGCGGCUAAAGCUAAGGAAGACGCUAUCAAUGCGGGGUCUGACGCAAGGGGCUAUGUUGAUAGUAAGGCUUCUGACAUCAAGAGCUUUGCUCAUGAAAAUAUAGACUAUGCUAAAGAUAAGGCUUCUGAGGUUUCUGGCGACGUCAAAGAAUCUGUUGAUGAAAAUGCAAAAUAUGCAAAAAACAAAUAUGUGGAUGUUAAGGAGAGAGUUGCUCAAGCUGGAUACGACACAAACGAGAAAAUAAAAGACGAUGCUAAGUAUGUGAAAGAUUCCGUUCAAGAUGGUGCAGAAACUGCAAAAAAUUGGCUAGGUAGUGUUGGCUCUGCAACCAAGAACUUCUUUGUUGAUAAAUACAACUCUUUGUAUAACAGUUUGGGAAUUUUCCGUGCAUCGACACUUGAAAUUGCAGAGGAAGCAGCUAAGUAUUAUGAUGAGGAGGUUGCCAAGGCUAAGAAGGAGUACGAUGAAGCUCGUGGUGGCUGGUUUGGUCUCAAAAGAGCAAAGCCACAAGAAAUUCAAGAUGCUGCUCGAGAGCAUUGGGAAAUUCUUAAGGCCAAGCAGAGUGCUGCACAUCAAGAGCUACAAAGAUGGAAGAGUAACAACAAAUAA
Molecule: messenger RNA, 2064 nt
Organism: Pichia kudriavzevii
Lineage: Eukaryota; Fungi; Ascomycota; Pichiomycetes; Pichiales; Pichiaceae
Exons: 1
Coding region: 1-2064 (687 amino acids)
Source: RefSeq, a predicted model, not a curated record